Molecule: messenger RNA, 3503 nt
Organism: Trametes versicolor FP-101664 SS1
Lineage: Eukaryota; Fungi; Basidiomycota; Agaricomycetes; Polyporales; Polyporaceae
Product: protein transporter
Exons: 16
Coding region: 51-3449 (1132 amino acids)
Biological process (GO): retrograde vesicle-mediated transport, Golgi to endoplasmic reticulum; phospholipid translocation; endocytosis
Cellular component (GO): endosome; plasma membrane; trans-Golgi network
Molecular function (GO): ATP hydrolysis activity; magnesium ion binding; ATP binding
Source: RefSeq, a predicted model, not a curated record
AUUAAUCCUGGCUAAUCCGCCUUACUAGUAUCUGGUGUAGGCCAAGAUACAUGUCCGAAAUCCCCUUGAACACAUUCGGACGAUCCAGGAAGUCCCGAAGGGCAGGCUACACUCCUCUGCACAGCGGCGAGCCCGAAGACGACGAGAUGCGUGCUGGCGUGCGCGCGGCGGCCUCGUCCGCAUCUGUGAAUAGGAAAGGGAAGCGGAGAGAGAGGGAGCGAUAUGCGGACGACCCAGAGGAGGAGACUACACUGCUCGGAGACGCGUCGCAUGAGGAUGAGGAGGGGGCUUUCCGGGACGAUGAACAUGAAGAACCGAGACGAGCAUCGUCAUCACAGCGGAGUAUACUCUCGCGGAAGAGCAAGUCAAGCGACAAGUCGAGAACAGUGCCGUUCCGCCCGCCAGAGAAGCUACAGAGCAAGUUCCCGCCAAACAUGAUACGCAAUCAGAAGUACAACAUAUUCACGUUCCUUCCGCUCGUGUUCUACGAGCAGUUCAAAUUCUUCUUCAACCUUUACUUUCUUCUGGUUGCGUUGUCGCAAUUCAUUCCCGCACUCAAGAUUGGGUUCAUCAUGACAUAUGUCGCACCGUUGGCAUUUGUACUCAUGGUCACGAUCGGGAAGGAGGCAUACGACGACUACAAGCGGAAUCUCCGGGACCGCGAAGCCAACUCGCAGAAGUAUCUCGUUCUCGACCCCACGGAAUACUCAGCGUCAACCCCAGAAGGCAUCCCACAUACGCGCUCUGUACCAUCAUCUGCGCUCCGCGUUGGAGACCUUGUGCUCUUGGAGAAGAACCAACGACUGCCUGCAGACCUGGUCCUGCUCCGGACUUCCGAUAGCUCUGGGACUUGCUUCAUUCGAACGGACCAACUGGAUGGCGAGACGGACUGGAAACUCCGCGUAGCUGUACCUGCCUGCCAGAAGCUGAGUAAUGACCGGGAGUUGCUCGUCCUCGACGCCGAAAUCUACGCGGACGCGCCUAUCAAGGAUAUCCACACCUUCAUCGGUACCUUCACAAUCAACUCACCUCCACCUUUACUUGAAGACGACGUUCCUAUGGUGCCUGUACCCACCGUGGAGCCUUUAACUGCGGAGAAUAUGCUUUGGGCCAAUACUGUCUUGGCUGCUGGUUCUGCUGUUGGCUUCGUAGUCUACACCGGCUCAGAGACUCGUGCUGUUAUGAACACUAGCCAUCCGGAAACAAAGGUCGGUCUCCUGGAUCUCGAGAUCAACCGGCUCGCAAAGAUUCUCUGCGCCGUGACCUUUGCUCUGUCGUUCGUCCUGGUGGCGCUGAACGGCUUCCGGGGCCUCUGGUAUAUCUACGUCUUCCGCUUCUUGAUUCUCUUCUCCUCUAUUAUACCCAUCAGUCUGCGCGUCAAUUUGGAUAUGGGCAAGACGGUAUAUGCGCACCAAAUCAUGACUGACACCGAGAUACCCGACACGAUCGUCCGAACCAGCACUCUUCCGGAGGAGCUCGGGCGCAUAGAAUACCUACUCAGUGAUAAGACCGGGACACUGACACAGAAUGAAAUGGAGAUGAAGAAACUUCACAUGGGUACUGUGUCCUAUGGAUUCGAAUCGAUGGACGAAGUCGCGCAUCAGCUCGCCGUAGCCUUUGGCUCGAGCUCUGAGCAUGCGCAUGGACGUCAGAACUCAUUGCAAACGGGUGUACAACUUGCAACGAGAGGGCGGCGCGACAUGUCGUCUCGCGUGCACGAUGUCGUGCUCAGCCUGGCUCUAUGCCACAAUGUCACACCGGUCUACAACGACGACGGAACAGUAACCUACCAGGCCUCCUCGCCCGAUGAGGUCGCCAUCGUAAAGUGGACGGAAUCCGUCGGGCUCAGACUUACCUUCCGCGACCGGACUCGCAUCGAGCUCCAGACUCCCUCCGGCGCACGGAUCAACUUUGAAGUCCUCGACAUCUUCCCCUUCACCUCCGAAUCCAAGCGCAUGGGCAUCGUCGUACGCGACUCGCAGACGGGCGAGGUCUUGUUCCUGCAGAAGGGCGCGGACGUCGUGAUGGCGAAGAUAGUCCAGCGGAACGAUUGGCUCGAGGAGGAAUGCGCGAACAUGGCCCGUGAGGGUCUGCGCACGCUCGUCAUGGCGCGGCGGCGUCUCAGUGAUCAGGCAUACGCACACUUCAAGGAGCAACAUCACCUCGCGAGUAUCAAACUCGAAGGCCGGAAUGAAGCUAUGACGUCUGUCGUGGAAGACUUGCUGGAGCGCGACCUUGAACUUUUGGGGCUCACUGGCGUGGAGGACAAGCUUCAAGACGACGUAAAGUCUACUCUUGAGCUCCUGAGGAACGCGGGGAUCAAGAUUUGGAUGCUCACAGGCGACAAGAUCGAGACCGCGACGUGCAUUGCGAUCUCGACGAAGCUUGUUGCGAGGAAUCAGUAUAUUCACCAAGUUGCCAAGCUCAAGACCUCUGACCAAGCACGCGACCAACUGGAGUUCUUGCAGAACAAACUUGACUGCUGUCUUGUCAUUGAUGGAGAGUCCCUACAGCUUUGCUUGAACCAGUUCAAGAACGAGUUCAUCGAGAUUGCAACGAAACUUUCUGCAGUUGUGGCGUGUCGGUGUUCUCCCACACAGAAGGCAGAUGUCGCACGUCUCAUCCGCAAGCACACAAGGAAACGGGUAUGCUGCAUCGGAGAUGGAGGUAACGACGUCAGUAUGAUCCAAGCGGCAGACGUUGGUGUCGGUAUUGUUGGAAAGGAAGGAAAGCAGGCGUCCUUAGCUGCCGACUUCUCUGUGACGCAGUUCAGCUUCUUGACGAAGUUACUACUGUGGCAUGGACGCAACUCCUACCGACGCUCGGCGAAGUUGGCCCAGUUCGUCAUCCACCGUGGCCUCAUCAUCUCCGUGAUGCAGGCUGUGUUCUCGUCCAUCUUCUACUUCGCUCCUAUCGCGCUGUACCAGGGUUGGCUCAUGGCCGGGUACGCGACCGCAUACACCAUGGCGCCCGUGUUCUCGCUAGUCCUCGAUCGGGACGUCAACGAAGACCUUGCGCUGCUGUAUCCAGAGCUAUACAAGGAACUAACCAAGGGCCGCGUUCUCUCGUAUAAGACCUUCUUCAUGUGGUUGAUGAUUAGUGUCUACCAAGGCGCUGCGAUUAUGAUCAUGUCACUCGUGCUCUUCGAGACCGAGUUCUUGAACAUUGUCGCAAUAUCCUUCACGGCGCUCAUAUUGAACGAGCUCAUCAUGGUGGCGUUAGAGAUCACGACUUGGCAUGUCUACAUGGUGUUGUCGGAAAUUGUGACUCUCUUCAUCUACGCGGUCAGUAUGACGUUCUUGCCAGAGUACUUCGAUCUGUCGUUCGUCGUGUCGACCCGUUUCGCCUGGAAGGUCGCGGUCAUCGUGGCCAUCAGCGCUAUUCCACUGUACAUUAUCAAGCUCAUUCGUAGUAGAGUGGCACCUGCCGCGUCCAGCAAGUUGUUGUAGCGUACUCACGCGGCACACCCGCAUUGGAUAUUUCAAUUAUUGCAUUGGUACUUG